AUGCCCCGUAUAAAGGCCAUCUUGGCGCUCGCCAUGGCCGCACUUCUGUUGCGGUGCGCCGCCUCGCCCGCUGCUCUUGUCGUUGCUCCAGCCUCUGUCAUGCCUCGGUGGGAUCUGCAAGCCGUCCUAAGCACGGCUGCCGCAGCCUCGGUAGCUGCCAACCGCGUCGUCGAUCUGGCCGGUCCCGGCUGGACGCUGUCCAAUCCCGCCCUGAACAUAUCCGUUCCUGCCCAACUGCCGUCCCAGGCCCAUCUCGAUCUGUUUGCCGCCCAGGUCAUAGGUGACCCGUACUACGCACUCAACGACUUCGACUUGCGUUGGGUUGCCUGGGCCAAUUGGACUUACACUUCGCCUCCUCUUGCCGCUCUGCUGAACUCCAGUGCCUCAUCUAGCUUCCUGCUUUUCAACGGCCUCGACACAUUUGCCAGUAUUGAGCUCUGCGGGGAGCACGUGGCAGCUACCAACAACCAGUUCCGGCAGUACUAUUUCGAAGUCACGGACAUUGUGAAGAGCUGCCCCGUAGCCCCAGUGCUGAGCAUUAAUUUUGGAAGUGCCCCGGCGAUUGCGAACGAAAUAGCGGCAGAGCCGGGGCAGGAAACCUGGCCCUAUGGCGUGCAGGGCCUUUUCGAAUUUCCGAACCGACAUUUCAUCCGAAAGGAGCAAAGUGACUUUGGCUGGGACUGGGGCCCCGCUUUCGCUCCAGCUGGUCCAUGGCAGCCUGCCUUUGUCGUCGAACUUGGCCUAGACGAAAUUCAUGUCCGUAAUACGUUAGUGGACAUUUACCGAUUGGGCCAGUUGAAUAACCUGCCACCGGAUCAGUCUCAGCCAUGGGUGCUGAAUGCAAGCGUCGAUUUUCUUGGCCACGGCCCAUCUGGAAUGGGAUUGAAUUUUCGACUUCUUGAUGCACAAAACACCACCGUAACAUCCGGCACUUUGCUGAAUAUCACAGUUGGCGAAGGCGUCAUUACUGGAAGUACCAUGAUUCCAUCUGACUUGGUUGAGCUCUGGUGGCCAGCAGGGCUUGGCGCUCAAACGCUUUACAAUCUAGAAAUCAUCGUCGUUGAUGCUACGAAUGCCUCGCUUGCAACAAUCAACAAGCGGACUGGAUUCAGAACCAUCGUCUUGAACGAGUCGCCGAUAUCAGACGAACAACUGGCCAAGGGAAUUGCUCCAGGAAACAACUGGCACUUCGAAAUCAAUGGUCAUGAAUUCUACGCAAAGGGCUCCAAUUUCAUCCCGCCCGACGCCUUCUGGGUUCGCGUUACAGAAGAACGCAUACGGCAGCUCUUCCAGGCUGUCGUCGUCGGUAAUCAGAACAUGCUACGAGUUUGGUCUUCCGGCGCCUACUCGCCGGAUUUCAUGUAUGAUCUCGCCGAUGAAAUGGGAAUUCUUCUCUGGAGCGAGUUCGAAUUUGGCGAUGCUCUCUACCCGGUCAACCAAGACUUCCUGGACAACGUACGUGCCGAAGCUACGUACCAAGUUCGACGCGUAAAUCAUCAUCCUUCCCUGGCAAUGUGGGCGGGCGGCAAUGAGUUGGAAAAUUUAGAGCUCCCAAUCGCUGAAGAAGCAUCUCCAGAGGACUUUCCGCGCUUGUUGGCCGAGUACGAGACCUUGUUUCUUGACACGCUCGUACCGGUCGUUUUUGGCAAUAGUAAAAGUAUUUCCUACGCUCCGUCAUCCACAACCAAUGGUUGGUUGUAUCUCAACCACAGCGCCCCAAGACCGAUGAUUGAGAGAUACGAGAACACGACUGAAGGUAGCAUCUACGGCGACACCGACUAUUAUAACUACAAUUCCGCUCUCGCCUUCAAUUACAGUUCUUACCCUGUCGGCCGUUUCUCAAACGAAUUUGGCUAUCAUUCCAUGCCGUCUCUUCAGACAUGGCGUCAAGCUGUCGAUGAAGAAGACCUAUGGUUCAACUCCACCGUGAUUCAGCUCCGAAACCACCACUACCCGCCAGGCGGAUUGAAUACUACCAACUUCGCAAAUACCUCUAAAGGAAUGGGUGAGAUGACGGUAGCUGCACAAAGAUGGUAUCCAGUUCCCAACAAGGAAGAUUCCAUUGCCAAUUUCUCCGCCUGGUGCCAUACGACCCAGAUCUUCCAGGCAGACUUCUACCAAAGCCAGAUCAUGUUCUACCGCCGUGGAAGUGGUAUGCCAGAACGCCAACUUGGCUCUCUGUACUGGCAACUUGAAGAUAUCUGGCAAGCACCAACGUGGGCGAGCAUCGAGUAUGAUGGACGCUGGAAGGUGCUGCACUACGUCGCCAAGGAUAUCUAUCAAAACGUCAUCAUCACGCCGUUUUUGAAUCGUACUACGGGCGAUCUUGAAGUGUAUGUCACUUCCGAUCUCUGGACUUCCGCCACCGGCACUGCGAACUUCACUUGGGUCAACUAUGCGGGCAAGCCGCUCAACAUCAGCACGCCAACUUCCGCAACCGUCCACGUAGGAGCGAUCAACACCACCCGUGUUCUCAGUACAAACACGGAUGAGAUUCUAUCCGGCUUCGAUCCCACUGACGUACUGCUCGUGCUUGACGUCGAGGUUGAAGGGUCACUGCCUAAUGCGAAUACAACCGAGAGGUUCGCGCAUCGCAACUGGUGGCAUGCAAGCACUCUCGCUGAGGCAAAUUUGGUUGACCCGGGACUGUCUGUCACCCACUCGGGGGAUGCUGGCAGCGGGACGUUCAUCGUCACAGCCGAGAAAGGUGUAGCAUCUUGGGUCUGGAUAGAUUAUCCCGCAGGCGCGGUGGUAUUCUUCGAUGAGAACGCCUUCUGGCUGCUUCCUGGGGAGAGCAAGCAAGUCGGAUAUACCAUUCAGAAAGACGACACAGGCGGUGCGUGGGUAGAUGGGGUGACAGUGAGAAGCUUAUGGGACAACACCCUGCCUUAA
Molecule: messenger RNA, 2892 nt
Organism: Lasiodiplodia theobromae
Lineage: Eukaryota; Fungi; Ascomycota; Dothideomycetes; Botryosphaeriales; Botryosphaeriaceae
Product: Glycoside hydrolase family 2 immunoglobulin-like beta-sandwich
Exons: 3
Coding region: 1-2892 (963 amino acids)
Biological process (GO): glycoprotein catabolic process
Molecular function (GO): beta-mannosidase activity
Source: RefSeq, a predicted model, not a curated record